AUGCUCAUGCUCAUGCUCAUGCUCAUGCUCAUGCUCAUGCCCGAACUUAAACUUAAGUCUAGGCUCAAGUUUAAGAUAGUGCUUAAGCUAGUAUUAAACCUAAGGCUAAAGCAAAACCUCAUUAUCAAAAAACAAUAAAUAUUAAAUAACUAUGUAAGACUUAAAAACCAAGUUAUACGGUGUAACUUUGAAUUGUAUUAUGAAUCCAAACACUUGAUAACGCUAUCUCGCACAAGUGUCAAAACGUGUUUUCUGACAUUUCAGAUUACAAAACACCACGUGUUCGAUGUGGAUGAUUAGAAACUGCACGAUACUAAUAGUUGUAGUAAACUUAUUCAGCUACAAUCCAAACACAUGGUUGUUUUUGUUUUACCGAGUAUAAAAGCGUGCGAUAACACGCUUCAUUGCAGUAUUUUACAGUUCUACCACGUUUUCUUGCAGUAGCUACAUUACAAUUUACGAAAAGUAGCGGAGGCUGUGUUUAUAGUAUGUUUUAUACACGUAUAAACAUAUAAUAACAGUAUGUGGCAGUAAAUAUGGUUGUAAGUAAGAUAUACUGUAGCUCAUGCUCAUGCUCAUGGUCAUGCUCAUGGUCAUGCUCAUGCUCAUGCUCAUGCUCAUGCUCAUGCUCAUGCUCAUGCUCAUGCUCAUGCUCAUGCUCAUGCUCAUGCUCAUGCUCAUGCUCAUGCUCAUGCUCAUGCUCAUGCUCAUGCUCAUGCUCAUGCUCAUGCUCAUGCUCAUGCUCAUGCUCAUGCUCAUGCUCAUGCUCAUGCUCAUGCUCAUGCUCAUGCUCAUGCUCAUGCUCAUGCUCAUGCUCAUGCUCAUGCUCAUGCUCAUGCUCAUGCUCAUGCUUAUGCUCAUGCUCAUGCUCAUAAGUAA
Molecule: messenger RNA, 879 nt
Organism: Bursaphelenchus okinawaensis
Lineage: Eukaryota; Metazoa; Nematoda; Chromadorea; Rhabditida; Aphelenchoididae
Source: the annotation of a GenBank genome assembly